AUGGGUAUUCAAGGCUUACUUCCACUCCUCAAGCCUAUUCAGCGACGCCGCCAUCUUUCUGACUUUUCAGGCCAGACGCUUGCUGUUGAUGCCUAUGUGUGGCUGCACAGAGGUGCCUACUCGUGUGCUACCGAGCUCGUCCAGGGUCGUCCGACGCGUCGUUAUGUCGAUUUCUGCAUGGCUCGCGUCCGACUUCUGCGGCAUCAUGGCAUCUUGCCGUACCUCGUUUUCGACGGUGGUCCGCUCCCUGCAAAGCUCGGAACAGAAAAGGAACGCGAAAAGAAGAGAGAACAAAAUAUCAAACGCGCAAAUGAGCUGAUGUCUCAAGGAAAGGAGAGCCAGGCAAGAGAACUGUACGUCAAAUGUGUAGACGUUACGCCUCAAAUGGCUUACCAGGUAAUUAAGGCUCUCAAAGCAGAAAACGUCCCAUAUGUAGUUGCUCCAUAUGAAGCAGACGCUCAACUCGCGUACCUGGAGCGUAUGGGCCUUGUCGACGGAAUCAUCACAGAGGACUCCGACCUCCUCGUCUUCGGAUGCCGCAACGUGCAUGUCAAGCUUGACACAGUCUCCGCGUCUGUCGUCAGCAUCUCUCGCGCAGACUUUGGCUCUCCGUCCCUGGCUGCAGACUCAUUUUCUCUAAUCGGCUGGUCAGACGCUCAGUUUCGCUGGAUGGCAAUGCUGAGUGGCUGUGACUAUCUCCCAAGCAUCGCUGGCAUCGGUCUAAAGACAGCGUACCAACUUCUGAAGAAAUAUAAAACUGUUGAAAAGGCAGUGCGCAUGAUACGACUGGAUGGGAAGAAGUCAGUUCCGAAGGACUAUGUUGACGCGUUCUUUCUCGCUGAGAAAGUUUUCUUGCAUCAGCGAGUAUACGACCCGUGCCUCAAGAAGUUGGUAUAUUUGACGAGUCCCUCUAAUGAAUUUUGCCUAAGCGAGGAAGUUGAGAUGUAUAUUGGGCGGUUCGUUCACUCGUAUUGCAGCUCUUGUGCACUUUUGACCUUGUCGUACAGAGACCUCGAGCCAUCUUUGGCUACACGAAUUGCGGAAGGCGACACCUGUCCUAUUUCAUUGAAUGACAUGGAUGACAUCAAUCCAUCAUUCGUCCCCAGGCCCGUCAAGGCCCUUCCAUUGCAGCAACGCGAUGUAAAUAGCUCGAAAACGCCUAAAGGCAAGGAACCGACAAAGAAAACUGGCAUUCUAAAUUUCUUCAGUGAGUCAAACAAUGUUACUGGUAGUUUCCGAGGUAACUAA
This is a messenger RNA of Fomitiporia mediterranea MF3/22, 1248 nucleotides long. Its product is annotated as PIN domain-like protein. Gene Ontology annotation, molecular function: 5'-flap endonuclease activity; DNA binding; 5'-3' DNA exonuclease activity. The record is from RefSeq and is a predicted model, not a curated record. Gene Ontology annotation, cellular component: nucleus. Gene Ontology annotation, biological process: DNA double-strand break processing; mismatch repair; DNA recombination. The transcript has 2 exons. Bases 1 to 1248 code for a protein of 415 amino acids. Lineage: Eukaryota; Fungi; Basidiomycota; Agaricomycetes; Hymenochaetales; Hymenochaetaceae.